Molecule: messenger RNA, 400 nt
Organism: Cryptomeria japonica (Japanese cedar)
Lineage: Eukaryota; Viridiplantae; Streptophyta; Pinopsida; Cupressales; Cupressaceae
Exons: 2
Coding region: 2-400 (132 amino acids)
Source: RefSeq, a predicted model, not a curated record
UAUGGCCUUUCAAAAGUUGGAAAGGAGUUGCCGAACUCCAGACGGAUGGCGCUUGGCAACUGUGGAAGAAGCGAAACACUAUCUGGAUUCAAUAAAGCGUGAUAAUCUGUUAGGGGAAUGGGACACAGCCCGUCUUCUAAAUGGCUGGAUAGGAGGCGCUCGUUACGACUUCAAUGUCCAAGAGGCUUUGAGAAGCUGUUUUGGAUACAUGUUAGUCGUUCAGUCACCAACUCCCGAAAUUCUCAACACAGAUGACAGGAAUGCGGCCCUAUAUUCCAAGGUUCCUAAAUUGCGUAACGAGGGAAGAAAUGCUGCGGCGUUUUUAUGUUGUGAAGACUGGAAUAAGGAGGUCCUUUAUUGGUUGCUGCCAGGCGAGACAGAAUGCAAUAUGGGAAAGUGA